AUGCCAGCAAGUUUCAAGGAAAAUUUUCCACAGACAAGGGUAGUCAUUGACUGCACGGAGAUGUUUAUUGAGAUGCCAUCUGCACCAGUUACUCAAGGAGUCACAUUCUCCUCAUAUAAGCACCACAAUACUGCUAAAGGACUUGGUAUUUCACCUGCAGGAACUCUCACGUUUGUGUCAGAACUUUAUGCUGGGAGGACAUCAGAUAAAGAGCUAACAAAUGAUUGUGGGAUUCUUAAAUUGCUAGAGGAAGGAGAUCAGAUUAUGGCAGAUAAAGGUUUUCUUAUUGAGGAUUGUCUGCCAGAUGGAGUCACAUUAAACAUCUCCCCUUUUUUGAAAGAUCAGAAUCAGCUAUCCAUGCAUUGA
Messenger RNA from Paramuricea clavata, 366 nucleotides. NCBI's taxonomy places the organism in Eukaryota, Metazoa, Cnidaria, Anthozoa, Malacalcyonacea, Plexauridae. The record is from the annotation of a GenBank genome assembly.